AUGGAAGAGCAAAAAGCCACCGCAAACGGCCGCUUCCAUACCCCGUUGGAACAACGUAUCCCCCUACCAAAGGUUGCACCUGCAGCAUCACUGGCUCUUCCGGGGGAUGCUAUUUACGCCCCGGAACAAAAUACGCUCAGAGGUCAUGGAAUAUUCUGGACACCUAGUGACGAAUCAAAAGUAUUGCGGGCAACCUUGGCAGGCACGGUCGAACGCAUCAACAAACUGGUCACCAUUCGGUCCUGGCGAGGGCGUUAUGUUCCCAACGUUGGUGACGUUGUCGUUGGUCGAAUCGCUCAGGUGCUGCCGGCCUCGCGUCGGUGGAAAGUAGAUAUCCAAGCACGACAAGAUGCGGUGCUCACGCUCUUCGCGAUCCGUUUACCGGGAGCGGUGCAACGCCGCCGCACCAGGGAGGACGAACUUAAUAUGCGGGCUUUUUACGCCGAAACCGAUCUCAUCGCUGCUGAGGUUCAGGAAAUCAAAGCAGACGGCUCCAUUAUGCUGCAUACGCGCCUCGAGGAUAAGUUCGGUCGCCUCAGCCAGUUCGGCGUCUUCGUGUCCGUUCCGCCUGGACUGAUUCGCCGCACUGGUCGAGCAUUUGCCAGCCUCGGUUAUCCGCAUCUUUGGGUUGUACUUGGUGUCAAUGGUUACAUCUGGAUUUAUUGGAAUCCUGAGGAAACAGACCGCGCUGGUGCGGUAGCAGAUGAAGCGGAGCCCACGUCGACGUCGCUGCUGACGACGGGCGACGCCGAGGCGCUCUGUCGAGCGCGGAAUGCCGUGCUUGUGCUGAGCAUGCUCUCACUGAAUGUUUCGAUCGAAAGCAUUCGAUAUGUUUUCGCAGCUGGUGCAGUCACUGAUCCAGCUGCGAUGCUCGAACCUCGUUUUCUUCAAGCCAUGCAAAAGAUGCUUGGCGAAUAG
This is a messenger RNA of Cyanidioschyzon merolae strain 10D, 918 nucleotides long. Its product is annotated as exosome complex exonuclease Rrp4. Lineage: Eukaryota; Rhodophyta; Bangiophyceae; Cyanidiales; Cyanidiaceae. Gene Ontology annotation, cellular component: cytoplasmic exosome (RNase complex); nuclear exosome (RNase complex). The transcript has a single exon. The coding region runs from base 1 to 918 and encodes 305 amino acids. Gene Ontology annotation, biological process: poly(A)-dependent snoRNA 3'-end processing; U4 snRNA 3'-end processing; CUT catabolic process. Gene Ontology annotation, molecular function: RNA binding. The record is from RefSeq and is a predicted model, not a curated record.